Molecule: messenger RNA, 1959 nt
Organism: Rosa chinensis
Lineage: Eukaryota; Viridiplantae; Streptophyta; Magnoliopsida; Rosales; Rosaceae
Product: putative pentatricopeptide repeat-containing protein At1g12700, mitochondrial
Exons: 1
Molecular function (GO): protein binding
Source: RefSeq, a predicted model, not a curated record
CAAAGCCACACCCAUUCGAGACAAACUCGAGUCGCAGAGAUGUUGAAAAUGAUGGGCAAGACAUCUUUUUCUUCUUCUUCUUAUUCUUAUUGCAGAAGCACCAGAGGUAUGCUGUUUCUUCACACUACUCCUAUUGUUGCUUUGUUUCCUUCUAAAUCAUCGAACUCAACCAAAUCUAGACAAACCCAGCGAGGAAAGCCCAGAGUGGGUAAUGUUGAGCAUGCCUUGAAGGUGUUCGAUGAAAUGCUUCACUCGCGUCCCCUGCCUUCUGCUAUCCGCUUCACUCAGAUCUUGACUCAACUUGCUAGACUGAAACAUUAUUCGGCAGUCAUCUCUUUGAAUAGAGAAAUGAGUCUGCUAGGAAUCGCUUCUAAUGUUUAUACUCUAACCAUUAUCAUCAAUUGCUACUGUCAUUUGAACCAAAUGGGGUAUGCCCUGUCUGUCUUGGGCCAAUUCUUCAAAUCGGGUCUUCAACCAGAUGUUGCAACCUUCACCACUCUAAUCCACGGCUUUGUUCUCCAAAAUAGAGUGGCUGAGGCAGCACGACUUUUCAGCAAAAUGUUGGGGAGAGGUCAUUGUCAGCCCAAUGUGUUUACUUUCAACACACUAAUAAAGGGCUUUUGCAUGAUUGGAAACAACAGUGCAGCUAUGGAGUUACUUAGGAAGAUGGAAGAAAGAGGAUGCCAGCCUGACACAGUUACCUAUAACACCAUUAUCGACAGUCUUUGUAAGGAUACACUAGUUGAUCAAGCAUUGAACCUAUUCACAGAAAUGAUUGGUAGAGGUAUUGCUCCAUCUGUUGUUACUUACAAUUCUUUGAUUGACGGAGUCUGCAGACUAGGCAAGUGGAAAGAAGCUAAAAGGCUGUUGAAUGAAAUGGUGAGUAAAAAUAUCUUUCCGAAUGUACGCACCUUCACUGUCUUGGUUGACGCACUUUGUAAGGAAGGGAUGGUCGCGGAAGCCAAAAGUGUGGUUGAGAUGAUGAUUCAAAGAGGAAUUGAGCCUGAUAUGGUUACAUACAGUUCCCUUAUGGACGGUUACUGUUUGUGAGGAGAAAUGGACGAGGCAAGACAAGUUUUUGAUCUUAUGAUUAGCAAGGGCUCCAUGGUUGAUGUUCAAAGUUGUAGCAUAUUGAUUAACGGAUAUUGCAAGGGUAAAAAGAUCGAUCAGGCUAACAAGAUUUUCAAGGAAAUGCGUCGUAUGGAACUUGUUCCUAAUACCGUUACUUAUACAACUCUUAUUGAUGGUUUUUGCAAAGUGGGGAGGAUAAAAGAAGCAGAAAAACUGUUCUCUCAUAUGCAAGGCUGUGGCCAAUAUCCAAGUGUUCAAACUUAUGCUGUUUUACUUGAUGCCCUAUGUAGCAACCAGCAACUUCACAAGGCAAUAGAAUUGCUUAGAGAGAUGAAAGACAAGAAAUUGGAACUAGAUAUUGUAGUUUACACUACUAUCAUUGAAGGUUUGUGCAAAGCUGGGAAAAUGGAUUCUGCAGUAGAGGUCUUCUCUGGUUUGUCAUCUAAAGGAGUACAGCCUAAUGUGAGGACAUACAAUAUAAUGAUUCAUGGAUUUUGUAAAGGGGGUUUAUUAAGUGAAGCGGAAAAGUUGCUGAGAGAAAUGGGAGAGAAAGGCUGCUCUCCAGAUGGUUGGACCUAUAACAUCAUUAUCCGAGGGUUGUUAAAUAACAAGAAGGCAUCAAUGGCUAUGAGACUUAUUCAAGAAAUGGUGGAGUCGGGUUUCUCAGCAGAUGCAUCAUCUAUGGAAUUGAUAGUUGGUUUAUUGUCUAAGGAUAUAGUAGAUCCGGCUUUGUUGCCGUUGUUAAAAGAUUCAUGAUAAAGUUGAUUUGAAUGUUUGAAACAGAACUUUCUUAGUUUGAGGAGGAAAUGUGAGAGUUCUGCACCUUUUAAAACCUUGGAUCUAACUGUACACGUUAUCUAUUAAUUCAUCAUUUGAACACCUAAUGUC